Molecule: messenger RNA, 210 nt
Organism: Iphiclides podalirius (scarce swallowtail)
Lineage: Eukaryota; Metazoa; Arthropoda; Insecta; Lepidoptera; Papilionidae
Source: the annotation of a GenBank genome assembly
AUGCGCAUUCUAAUGUUCACCGCUAAUGCCGCUGGCACAGUUAGGGCGAGCUGUUGUCAGGCGGCCAGGCGGCUGAUUGCUAAAUUGCCAACGCGACUCGGCCGCAUGAAGGCGCACCGAAGGCUGCCCGAGCCCAGCCGGCGAGAUUCGUGUAAUUAUCCAAUAGAGUGCGCGAGCACCGGCUCAGGGCAACCGCACGCGCCCCACGUG